GAUCUUCACGGAGCAAUCCUACGUGCGGCUGGCCAUCUAUCAGCGAAGGAAACUUGUGAUCUGCAAGAUGGACAAAUCGAGAGGCUUGUCGAAGCUAUCAACAGCAAGGUGCUAUCAGCGAAGAACGGCACAGACUCUGCCCUUCUUAUGGAAGCAAGUUUAGCUUGCUUGAGUGUUCUCUCAUCAAAAUGCUCUUUUGUUUUGGACCAAGAUACUCGCCUCAAACUCAUCCGCGUCACAGAUGCCCGAGAUUCUUGGACUACAUUGAUCUCUGCAACUACUGCGACAGAACUUCUUGCCCGACAACUGACGGAGGAGGAAUUGUCGGAUUUCAUCGUCGGGCCAGUCCUUCAGAAGACCUUGAGGCCUCUAUUUUCGAGACACUCUUCCAGGAUCACGGCUUCAGGGCGGCCGUCCCAGUACUCCACAGCCGGAGAUCGAUCUCGAAUGUUUGAAGAAGUCCCAACAUGGAAAGACGAGGCACCGUGGGCCGAGACUGCGAUACAAUGGGCUGUGAAUAUGUCUACGCCUGCUCUCAUUCAACAACACUGGCCAUUGUUCACACCCGUCCUUCUAGCCCUCGUAGAGAACGAGUCGAUAGAUGUCAAGUCAAGAGGGCUAGAGAUUCUGGCUUCUUUCGUGGCCAAAUGCCCAGGCCAAGUGCUUCAGAAUACAGGAAUCGGCCGAGUUUUUGAGGAUGCCACAUUCCCGAUGCUUCUUUACCUCCCUAGUGUCACACCCGAAGAGCAGUCCACAGCAGUCCUCAGCCCGGCCUACGAUGUACUCACCACACUGGCCAAGUCUUCAGAGGGGUUUGAAAACCCUGAACGUCGUCGACUACUCGACAAAGCCCUCAGAAAUGGCAUCUUCGCCGGACACUUCCAUGCCUCUCAAUACUCACGGAUUGUUCAAGUUCUGAUGCAGAAAACAGCGUCUGUAGUCAAUUGCUUGGGUAUCUAUUCAAUCAAACACCUAAAGGUAAGGCGCCUGUACAAGAUCAAGAAAACGCCACCGGAUCGCACUAACUUAAACAAAGCACCUCCUUUCAAUGAUCUCGUCGAUCAUGACAGAUCCUUUCGCGACCGCGCAUCCUCCCACUGUUGUCGCUGCGAUACAAGCAUUAAACGCCAUUAUUGCCAAUUGCUGGCCUCGAAUUCAACAAACUGA
Messenger RNA from Fusarium vanettenii 77-13-4, 1167 nucleotides. RefSeq lists its product as uncharacterized. Gene Ontology annotation, cellular component: cytosol; centrosome; nucleoplasm. The transcript is spliced from 3 exons. NCBI's taxonomy places the organism in Eukaryota, Fungi, Ascomycota, Sordariomycetes, Hypocreales, Nectriaceae. The record is from RefSeq and is a predicted model, not a curated record. The annotation marks the transcript as partial.